AUGGCUCCGAAAGAUCCAACGCCCCUGGUAAAAGUGCAGAAAGAAGCAGAUAAACUCAAGAAACAGAUUGACAAGCAAGUCAAAGACAGCAAUAAGACUGCAAGCAAUUCAAAGACGAAAAAUGAUGAAGUGAAACUCAAAGAAGCUUUCAAAGGGUGUUUUGACCUGAUCGAGCCAAUAGAAACUCUAUUAGCAGAAGCAGAGGCCCUUGAAGAGGCAAAUGAACCAAAAGUUAAAGGAUUUGAGAAUAAGAAGAAGCAUGAAAUUAGUAGACUUACUGUGUGGAAGGGGCAGCUUGAAACUGCCAUGUCAAAGGUUCUACCAGAUGAAAAAGGAACAGAAUAUUUGAAGGAGCUGAAAGGGGAGGAGGAGGAGGAGGAAGAGGAAGAAGUGGAAGAUGAAAGCAAGGAUGAGGAACUGGAGACUACAGAGAUGUUAGAUACACAACAAACAGAAUCAGAGGAACCAAAAGCUGGUCCAUCAAAGUCAAAGAAGAAAAAAGAUGAGGAAGAGGAGGAAGAAGAAGAGGAAGAUGAUGAUGAAGAAGAAGAUGAUGAUGAAGAGGAAUAUGAAACAGAUGGAACAACAAUGAGAACGGAUGCACCAACAAUGAAAACAGAUGCAGAGGAAGAGGAAGACGAUGAUGAAGAAUAUGAGGAAGAGGAUGACGAGGAAGAAGAAGAAGCUGAAGAAGAGGAAGUUGAUGAGGAAGAAGGAGAAGAGGAGGAGGUGGACGAGGAAGAAGGUGAAGAAGAAGAAGUUGAGGAGGAAGAGGACGAAGAAGAGGAAGAUGAAGGAGGGAAGAAGGAAAAAGUGGAGGAGAAUAACUUGGGUGUAACUUCUGCAGGUCAGCAGUUUGAGGCUGUGUGUGACUUCAAAGGUGAUGCAGAGGGAGACCUUAGUUUUGUCAAGGGUGACAUCCUGACCAUUUUACAGACAAGGGAAGAUGGUUGGUGGGAGGCAGAGAAUGCUGCUGGUGAAACUGGAGUUGUGCCCUCAACUUACCUCAAGAUGCACAACAAAUACAAGGAUAUACAGAAAGAUGACGAGGGAGAAGAUGAAGAGGAAGGAGAUGAAGAUGAGCCUGGCACAGCCAAAAGUGGGAAGAAAUUAUGGUCACCGAUCAAGAAGGCAGUCCAAGAGAAUAUAGCAAAAAGAGGACUGAAGCUACACAAAACUAGUGUUACUGAUGUGCUGCAUGCUCUAGGAGCAGUGCCGUCAGGGUUCAGACCUUCCACACUGGGGCCAAAGUUCCAUGAUGAAGACAAAUUCACCAUGAAGCGGUACCUAGCACCCAAACUAGCAAAUUCAAACCUGGCGUAUGCCGACUUGUUCUUUGAUCCUAAAGUAGGAAAGAUUAGGCCACGUCCCUCCAGGAUAGAGAGGAUAGUGUCUGUGGUAGCCUGUAGACAGAUCCCUGUUCCUGGGGCAGGUCUGCAAAUCAAAGGUAGACAUGUGCGAGUCUGUCUAUUUGAUGGCCAAAAUAUUUUGAGUAACAUUCACACAAUAAAGGUUGCUACAGUUGACAAGGAUCAGAGGACGUGGAACUUUAACAGUCGGGAGUAUGCCCAGAUGGACCCAAUUCAGCAUGCUGAGUUUUUCAUCAGGACAAACAGUGCACAUGAAAAUAUAGGAAUCCUGUUUGAGCUUUGCAUGUCCUAUGUCAGAUCGAGUACAGAGGAAUAUGGAGAAUUUAGCUGUGGUUGGCAUCACCUCAAGUUGUUAGAGGACAAUGGAAAUGUCAAAGGCAACAGGCAAUUUGAUCAGAUGGAAGUCCAUGGUGGCACUCCGUAUGAAAAGGGAGUGUUUGUAGACCCAGAAAUAUCCAGAAGAACAAGCUCCAAUGCCUUUAUGACUUUGCUGUCAGGAAACAAGCAACCAAGACUUCAUGUUAAAUUAGCCAUUCCUAGUAAAAAGGAGGUCAAGGACCAGCUUCAAACACUACCAGAUGUGUUUUUGGGGAGUAUGUGUCUGCUGCCUUUUUACUCCUUCUACAGACAGAUCCUAGCUGAUAAGCUGAUCCGUGACCGCAUUGAUCCAGAUUCCACAGAGUUAAUCCACAGUGCAGUGUUGACCACCUUCCCUCAAGUGGCUGACCAAUCUGACAUGAUGAAGGUUGUCAGGGAUAUGUGGCAAAAGAAACUGAAGACGGUAAAGAAAGCAGACUCGAAUUCUAUUUUCCUUCCAUCCUAUUUGUCAAUUAUGCGUGACCAUGAAUACAUGAAGAAACUAUUCGAGGAUGUGAUAAAAGAGUCUGUGUAUCCCCUACUACACACCACAACAUUACCACCAUAUAAGAUAGGCAACUUCCAGGCAGAACAGGUCCGUCAGGCGGAGAUUGACAAGUUUGUAAAUCUACGUGACACUCGAGGUGGUAUCCUUCAACUUAUGCUCUCAUCAGAAGUAGAGUUCUCUCCCUUUGAUUCCAAAGAAGUCUCCUUUGAUGUAAUAGGACCUCACUGUUUACAACCCUAAUGACUUAAAGGUUGGUUUAGAAUUCAAAUGUUCAAGCAUCAUAUCAGGGUCGUGGCUCCAUAUCAGGGUCGUGGCUCCAUAUUGUAGAAGCGAAGGUACUAGUUUGUGAUAUCAUACAUAUCAGUAGAAAACUUACGCAAGAUAUUCUAUGACAAUGUAUUUUCCUGUAACCUCAACAGAAGGAAACAGUCAUUACCAGGAUGCAGUUAAAAUGAUUCUUAACAAUGAUAAGUUUGCUAACUUGUGUUCCAAGACUAUAAAAGAGGACUGACAUGUACCUGUCUAUACUGGAACGAUUUGUGAUGUUGUAGAAAAGAGAUUAGUGUAAAACCGUCCAUUAGAACGAGCAACAACUGUGAUGGAGAUCACCCGAUAUCUCGUCAAUGGUGAUGAUAUAUAAAGCAUUUCCACUGCACGAUGUUGAACUUGUGUAUUAUUGUAUGUAAGGAUGUGAGUUUGUGUGUAAAUCUGAAGAAAGUUAGUCCAACCUCUUCAUGUUUCUUGUAUAUGUGAAAAAGUCAGAAUGGAGUAAGAUAAUUUUAAGUUAAAUACAGAAUUUAAUUUUUGUAUUUUAGACUCUGACAAGGUUUUACCAAUGUCAGUCUCAUUUCAAACAUUUUUGGUGACAAAUGAUUGAGAAAGUUACGACCUGUUCUGAUAGUAACAAGAAUAUAUAUAUAUUAACCAUUGCCAAUUGCUUCUUAUGUGAGAGUCUGUAUGAACAUUGUUGUCAGGAGCUGUGACGUAUGAUUAUUUAUUGUUAGAGUGCUCAUCUUGUACUAUGUGGUUGUAAAAUGCAGCACAUUUUAUAUUUUAUAAUAAAUGUUCAUAGUAAA
This is a messenger RNA of Ylistrum balloti, 3311 nucleotides long. Its product is annotated as nephrocystin-1-like. NCBI's taxonomy places the organism in Eukaryota, Metazoa, Mollusca, Bivalvia, Pectinida, Pectinidae. Gene Ontology annotation, molecular function: protein binding. Gene Ontology annotation, cellular component: cytoplasm; cilium. Gene Ontology annotation, biological process: protein localization involved in establishment of planar polarity. The transcript has 31 exons. Bases 1 to 2475 code for a protein of 824 amino acids. The record is from RefSeq and is a predicted model, not a curated record.